Molecule: messenger RNA, 408 nt
Organism: Humulus lupulus (European hop)
Lineage: Eukaryota; Viridiplantae; Streptophyta; Magnoliopsida; Rosales; Cannabaceae
Exons: 2
Coding region: 1-408 (135 amino acids)
Source: RefSeq, a predicted model, not a curated record
AUGACUUCCAAUAUUGCUGAGUCACUUAAUGCAGCCACCGUGGAAGCUAGAGAAGUACCUGUCACAUCACUUUUGGAGUGUUUGCGUGGAUUACUCCAAGAUUGGACAUACAUUAAUAGGAAACUAGCUCAAAAAACAAUGACAAGAUUGACACCAGUUGCAGAAAAAGCACUCACCAAAAACUUCGUAUACUCUUUGAGAUUAACUGUAACGCCAGCAAAUGAAUAUAUGUUUGAGGUAUUUAAAGAAGAUAAGUCAUGGAUUGUAAAUCUUAAAGAACAAAUUUGCACUUCCAAUAGAUUUCAGAAGGAUGAAAUGCCAUGUGGUCAUGCUCUUGUUUUGAUGAAGGAGAUGAACAUAGACCCCUACAAUUAUUAUUCACAUAAUACACAACAAAAGUAUGGUUAG